Messenger RNA from Stereum hirsutum FP-91666 SS1, 1020 nucleotides. Its product is annotated as alpha/beta hydrolase fold protein. The record is from RefSeq and is a predicted model, not a curated record. Lineage: Eukaryota; Fungi; Basidiomycota; Agaricomycetes; Russulales; Stereaceae. Gene Ontology annotation, molecular function: acyltransferase activity, transferring groups other than amino-acyl groups. Gene Ontology annotation, biological process: biosynthetic process. Bases 1 to 1020 code for a protein of 339 amino acids. The transcript has 13 exons.
AUGUCCACAUCACCGGCCGUGCAGUACUAUCAUCAUGGACGCUUCAAAGUCUCUAACGGGGUUAUACCCGACGCAGUGACCGCCUUCAAGACGUAUGGGAAUCCCGAGAACCCAUGUAUCGUAUUCCCGACUUGCUUUGGAGGCAAACUUGCGAGGCAGGACUAUAUGAUCGGCCCAGAGAAGGCCUUGAACCCGGAGAAGUACUACAUCGUUACGCUUGCCUUGUUCUCCAACGGAGAGUCGUCUUCUCCCUCCAACACCCCCACGCCUUACAACGGUCCAUACUUCCCUGAAGUCUCCUACGAGGAUAAUAUUCGAGCUCAACAUGCGGUCUUGACCGAGCAUCUAAGUGUGAAGAAGGUAUUCUGUGUGGUAGGGUUCUCGAUGGGCGCCCAACAGGCUUACUAUUGGCCUGUGAUGUAUCCUGAGAUGGUUGAGCGUUUCGUGGUGUUGUGUGGGUCUGCCCGCACCAGUCCGCACAAUCAGUGCUUUAUCGAAGGGCCAAAGAUAGCCCUUGUCUCCUCCAAAGAUUUUGAGAACGGCCAUUACAAGACUACGCCACAACAUGGGAUACGCGCAUUCGCUAGAGUGUAUAGUGCGUGGGCCUAUGGGCAGACAUGGUACCGAAACAAGCAGUAUCUCUACGACGGGAUGUAUCCUGACCUCAACAGUUUUAUUCGAGGCAACUGGGAGGCCCGCUUCCUCGAUGCUUGGGACGCAAAUGAUAUGAUUACGCUCAUUAACACCUGGCAGCAAGGCGACGUCUCUCUCAUCCGUCACGGUGGCGACCUCGAGAAAUGUCUUUCUGAGAUCACGGCGAAGGGGCUUAUCAUGCCAUCUAAGACAGAUUUGUAUUUUCCGCCUGAAGACAGCGAGAACGAGGUUUCUUGGAUGAGAAAUGGAGCUGAAUUGGCUGUGAUAGACACAGUUUGGGGACAUCUAGCUGGUGGUGGAGCAAACUCGAAGGACGACGAGUUUAUCAAGUCAAAGAUAUUACAUUUCUUCAAAUCUACGGCUUAA